Lodderomyces oxycetoniae is the source of this 3714-nucleotide messenger RNA. RefSeq names its product Rfx2p (gene RFX2). Gene Ontology annotation, biological process: regulation of DNA-templated transcription; regulation of actin filament polymerization. The record is from RefSeq and is a predicted model, not a curated record. Gene Ontology annotation, cellular component: actin filament; cortical actin cytoskeleton; site of polarized growth. The coding region runs from base 1 to 3714 and encodes 1237 amino acids. Gene Ontology annotation, molecular function: DNA binding; actin filament binding. The transcript has a single exon. Lineage: Eukaryota; Fungi; Ascomycota; Pichiomycetes; Serinales; Debaryomycetaceae.
AUGUCUUCUUCGCCGCAAAAGGCUCAUAAACGACAAAAGUCGUCAGUACUGAAUACGGGCUUUUAUUUCAGCAAACAGGAGUCAUCACAAGUAUCGCCGUUGACUGCGUCAUCAUCAAAAGGUGCACCACAGAAUCAACGACAACUGCACCAACUGCACCAACUGCACCAACUGCACCAACUGCAACUGCAACAACCGAUAUUACCUCCAUUUAGCCAUGCGUCUAACCCUCCAAUUGAAGAUUCCGAGUCAUAUUCAAAUUACAACUAUCCUCUGACUGAUCUCAGUGGGAAUAGACCAAAGUCAUCUACGUCGAGCAGGCUCCAGGUAGAUUAUCAGCAUGAGACUCAACAAGGCCUUGCAACAUCAAGUUUGAAACGGGUUGCUUCUGCAGCAUUUGACCCCAGUUCAGACCAACCUCCUUCGACAUCUGCUUCCUCCAGUAACAUAGUAGGCACUAGUUAUCAUCAACCGUCUUUUUUCUACCUGGGAACAUAUUAUCAUGACCAAGUAUAUGGUAAUCAAAAUCACCAGCUACUGCUUCUGCUGCUGCUGCUGCAUUUACACCACCCUCUUCCACCUUCAACUGACUAUCAAACAUCUCAAUUUCAUCAGCCACUACCUACUAUGUUUGGAAAUAAUAGUAAUAGUGGCAAUUCUCAUGUUUCAUCAUCAUUUGCAUUCGGUACCGCCGCGUCGCAUAUCCCGCCGCCGGGACUAGUACCGGCGGUACCAGCACCACCACUGACAGCACAACCUUCUUCAUUUUCACUAUUAGAAGGCGCUGGUGGAGCUGCCAACAGCACCUCAGGUGGUAUUUCCUCAUCGUCAUCAUCAUCAUUUGCACAACCAUUUACAUCUUUGCAUUCGGGUCCAAAUACAAAACAGUUUCCUGUUCCCGGCACUUUUUCAACAUCAUCGUCUUUGGUACCCUCAGUUACACCUCAGCCUUAUGGAGGUGGCGCUGCUCCCUCAACAGUAGGACUUUCAUCUGCAUUUAGACAGCACCAAAAGAAUAAUUUGUCUAUAUCAUCGCAUCUUACUUUGUUUAAUUUAAAUAAUAACCACAAUACACCUGAUCAGCUGGACACAUCUUCUAGACGCUUAACAAAAGAAAGCAACGCCAUACUUAAUGAUUUAUUAUUCAAUUUAACUACUGUUGAUGGAUCUAACAUAAACAAUUAUCUUCUUUCGGUUAUAUAUAAAAUCAAUAUGCCCUUUCCCUUGGACGACUUUUAUAAUUUAUUAUACAACAAUGAUAGACAAAGACCAUAUAUUACCAAUUUCAAUUUUUAUCAAAAACUUGAUAAAACGCCUGUUUCGCCAAGUAGUACAGAGAUUAGUGUUCAUAUUAUCAACCUGUUGUUAAAUACUUUUAAAAACCCAAAUUCAUUCAAUGAUUAUUUCCCAAAUCAUACUGAUAAGGAAAAUAAAUUGGGCAGUAUCAAUUAUCAUGAGUUGUUGAGGACGUUUCUUGCUAUUAAAAUACUUAGUGAUAUGAUGAUUCAAUUACCGCUUACUUCAGAUGAAGAUCCUCAGAAUUAUACCAUACCAAGAUUAUCAAUUUACAAGACGUACUAUAUUAUAUGUCAGAAGUUGAUUGCAAGCUAUCCAAGUUCAUCAAAUACGACAAAUGAACAACAAAAAUUAAUCUUGGGACAAUCCAAGUUGGGCAAACUAAUUAAGAUGGUUUAUCCAAACUUGUUGAUCAAGAGGUUGGGAAGUCGUGGUGAAUCAAAGUACAAUUACUUGGGUGUGAUUUGGAAUGAAAAUAUUAUUAAUGACUCAAUGAAACAGUUGUGUGAAAAUCAUGAUAUACAAGAUUUGAGUGAAAUCUUUAGUAGUGAACAUGGAAAUAGUAGACAAAAGAUGUUCAUGACAUCAUUAGGACCAUCAUCUGCUGACUCAACUGGUUUAGGUACCCCUAAGAAGACACAUGGACACAAACGUAGCUUGUCUAAACUGAAAUUUAAACUUGGACAAGUUAGUGAGCCAUUUUCCGUGCAGGCAGAAGAAGGUGGAACCGAAGCGACUGCAACUACUGCAAUAACUUCUGCAACUACCACUACUGGAACAGGAAAAACCGCAAACACCAUUAGCACCACAACAACAAAAACAGCAAGAAGUUCAAAUUCGAUUUCUUCUCCAAGAUUAUCAUUUGUCAAACCGUUUUUGAUGUAUCCUAAUGAUAGUAAUUUCACAGUGUUGAAUCAAAAUAAGAACAAUUGGUUUCAGAUUUUACUUGAUGAUGUUUAUUCUCGUAAUCCACAAAUUGACCGUACUUUAGUUUGUGAGAUUCUUUUGAAGAAUUCAAAUUUGAGUAAUAAUCAUAGUUUGUUGAAGAACCUUGUUGUAUCAGUUAUUAGGCCAAUGCUGGAGGAUCAGAUAUUGCGAGAGUCAAAGAAUAUUGAUCUUUCAUUGUAUCUUGUUGUCAUAUUGGAAGUAUUGCCAUAUCUCCUUUUGAUUAAAGCAUCAGCGGAUAUAAACCUUUUAAAAAACUUGCGAUUGAACUUGUUACAUUUGAUUAACAAUUUGAAUCAGGAAUUGAAGGUUAUUGAUUCAGAUAAGUUCCCACUUGGCAAUUCCACCAUUUUUCUUAUUCUGUUGAAGAAACUAAUCAAUUUAAAUGACCUAUUGAUCACCUUCAUCAAGCUCAUCAACAAGAAGAAAUCUAAAACUAUGAUGUUUAACGAUAUUGAAAACUUUCUCACGAUUAACUCACAAACUAUUAAAUUGGACGACGACGAUACAGAUGGCAAUAACCAUAACUUUUUCUUCAAUUUGAAUACAACUUCAAUGGGUGAGCUUAGCUUCAAUUUUAAGAAUGAUAUUUUGUCAAAUGAUUUGAUUUAUGCAUUAAUUGGGUAUAAUUAUGAUCCUACUAUAAAUAAUGAGUUAAAGUCGUCUAUUUCAAUGAAUUUUAUAACCGAGGAGAUAAACGUUGUUGAUGAGUUUUUUAAAAACGAUUUGCUGAAGUUCCUAAGCUCUAAUUAUUAUGAAGAUGACGAGGAGAAGGGGGAAGAAGAGUCAGAAGAAUUAGAGGAAUCAAAGGAGACUAAAGAACGGCAACACAAACAUCAACGUCAACGUCAUUCCAACAUUUUGCAUGAAGAAAACAUUGAAACUCAAGUUGAUCUAACAAAUUUAUCGCCACAUAGUUCCCAUCACCAACACUCCAGUCUUGCUUCUGGUACAACCAAGUCCACAAUGACCGAUGAUCAUUCAGAGACAGUUUUAACUACUAAAGAAAUGGCCAAAUUAAACUCUUUGAUUGGAUUAAUUGACCAGAAACUACUAUCAAGCCAUUUCAAAUCAAAGUACCCGAUAUUGAUCUACAACAACUAUAUCGCUUACAUUUUGAAUGACAUUCUAAAGUACAUUUUUCUUAAACAGCAACAGACUCAAUUACAGCAACAGCAACAACAACAACAGCAACAGCAGCAACAGCAGCAACAGCAACAGCAACAACAACAACAACAGCAACAGCAACAGCAACAACAACAGCAACAGCAGCAGCAGCAGAGACUGGAUGAUAACAAUAUCCAUCUAGGCACAAGCGGUACCGAAGCGCAACUGAAGUUUCAUCUGAACCCACAAGCACUGACUAGUGAGAAUAGCUUUGGAAAUUGGUGGGUGUUUAACUCUUUUAUCCAGGAGUAUAUGAGUUUAAUGGGUGAAAUUGUUGGAUUGCAAGACUGCAUUAUGAAAGGGUAG